Messenger RNA from Moneuplotes crassus, 659 nucleotides. The record is from the annotation of a GenBank genome assembly. NCBI's taxonomy places the organism in Eukaryota, Ciliophora, Spirotrichea, Euplotida, Euplotidae.
AUGCUGUCUAUAUUAUAUGAAGAAAUAUCUGAAGCGCUUAAAACAGAAAAUGAUCUGGCUUUACACUCUGAAAGCUGAUGAAUCUGGCAAUUUUUAUUAUGAAAGUACUCUAAUUUCUUUAUUAUUUUAAAGUUUCAUUUGGUAAGUUUAUUAUGAUUAGACGAAGUCACAGGACUGGUAUGGAAGGCUCUAAUCUCUUUCCUACUACAUUUUAAAGCUCAAAAUUUUAGGAGAGGAAAAAAUUGGAAAUAUGUGAGUAAGUUAAAAAUUUAUACAGUUUACUCUCAUUUUAAUUAUCAUAUUAAUCAAGCGAGUUUUUACGAAUAAAGAUGAGUAUAGACAAGGAAAGAUUAUAGCUAAAAGUUAUGGAAUGAGCUUGAGAAUUCUAUUUAUUAUAAUUCUGUAGAACACUCUCCAUUACUUCGCCUGAUUAUAUCCAUACGACUCUCUCCAUAUACUACACUUUAUCAAAACUUGAGACUAUCAUUAGUAUGUAAAUCUUCUCAAAACUGGUAUCAACUAAACCACCAGCUUCAUCUAUCCUUCAUUUCUCAGCCCCAAUCCUCUCACCCCUCUUUUCCAUCAUCGCAGCAAGAUUCCCUUUGAUCUUGCACGCUUUCAACUGCUUUUGUUACUAUUUAUCCUACAUCUCCCAUAUC